UCAGCGAUAAUUUUCUUUCAGUUACAGUACUCGUAUCAAACAAUUAAUGUAUUCAAAGUUUGUUGCCACGCGUUGAGUUUUGAUUCAGCUGUAUCAAAAUGAUGCAGCACCAGUAUUGGGUAACUAAGAAGACUGUGCUGAAAAAACUAGGAACCAAAGAAGACGAGUGUAUAGUUUCAUCCGAUGCUGAGUUAGAUGCGAAAUUGGAAUUGUUUCGAUCAAUAUCAGAUAGUUGUUUGCAAUUACAAAGAGUUUUAGACCAAUAUCAGGAGCGUUUGUGCGUGUUAGCGCAAGAGGAGAACGCUUUAGGGAAGUUUUUGCGUGAUUCGGGUAAGAGUAAUGACGCGGCUGGUAAACACAUGGUAUCGGCUGGCAAGGCGAUAUCGUACUCGGGGCAGCAGCGUCUGUCUGUGAGAGGGCCUUUGUUAAGGUUGUACCAUGAAGUGGAGACAUUCAGAGGACGCGCAGUGAGUGAUAUGAGGGCGACUGUGUCUGCUAUGGAGAAGGCUCGCAUUGAGUAUAGAGCUGCAUUGAGUUGGAUGAAGUCCACGAGCGCCCAGCUAGAUCCAGACACGGGACGUGGACUGGACAACUUCAGGAAAGCACAGAGACAAGUUAGAGAGAGCAAGAAGAUUUUUGAUAAGCUAACACUUGAUGUGCUGCAGAAGAUUGAUCUUCUAGCUGCAGCUCGUUGCAACAUGUUCUCCCACGUCCUAACAAACUACCAAAGCUCAUUUUUAACAUUUGGUACAAAAGUGUCUCAAACACUCCUGGCAACGGCUGACACAAUGGAUGCUAAACCUAUGUACGAGUUCUGUAUACUUAAGGAGUUGUCACAGAACUUAGGAGAGGGGGAAGGGGAACAGAAACCAGAGGAGAUAGUACCACAGGAUAAGGAUCAAAUGCUAUUUUUCCAGGACGAAUACAAGGAUGACAAUGACAACAACCGUAAGCCAAAACCCACAGAACCCAAGAAUGACGAAGAAGAUGUCAAACCUAAUGCAGACAAAGUUGAGGCUCCGGAUUCGGCUAAUCUUAUAGAUGUGGCGGAGAUGGGUGAAGAAAGCGGUAUUAGCGCUGAUUUGGCAGGGUUGAGGAUGGACUGUGGUGAUGUGGCUAGCAACUUUGGGAUGUUCAUGCCUUCGCAGCUGUUACAGGAUAUGAAUGCAACCAGUUUAAUGGAAGAAACCCUUAUACCAGUGAAUCCUGAAAAAACCCAUCCUCCGGAAUCUAACGAGCCAAACGCUUCCAAACCAAAAAUCAAUCCAAAGAAAGAAGACAAAGCCGCUUGGUUCAAGCUCUUUGCAGAACUGGAUCCUCUGGCAAACCCGGACAGCCUUCUCGGCUCUAAUAACAACCAGAGUCAUGCAGCUUAAGUAUCUAGAGGUAGGUGACUGAAUGGUUUUACUGCAUUUGAUUUUCUACGCAUGGAUGGAAUAAGAUCUGUGCACAUACCAAAGCGGAGAAAUGUGGCAAAAAGGCCAUGGUGCAUAGCUAAGUGGACAAACUCUUACGAUAGCAUAUUAUCCUUAUCAUAGAGAACUAAUAACAUUGUCUCUGUGUUCCUUAUUAUCUUUCGAAUGUGCGCAACAGAUCCCCAUUGUUUUGCUUUCGAUCGGCGUCUGGCGUCUCGUCAUUUUGGCUAUGCCAGCUAAUCAGAGAAUAACUUCUUUUAUUAUGUUUUUUUUUUUUCAAAUAUGUUACACAGUUGUGUUAUAUGUUAUUAGGCCCCAUUUAGACGGUACGAGAACUCGAAUACGAGUUUUAUUACAUUGCGGUAUUUGAUAGCUGUGCAAAAUUAAUCUAACCUCAACAGCCCGCAAUGUAACUAAAAUCGCAUGCGAGUUCGCACGCCGUCUAAAUCAGGCCUUAUGAUGCAACUCAGAAAAUCGAAUGGAAUAAAAUCAUUAAAUCAUAGGUCCUAUAUGAUUUACGGACUAAUAUAUUAUUUAACCAUAUUGUUUAGGACGCACUUUUACUUUUUGUGUAAACUAUUCACUUUAUUCGUGACCUUAAUUUUAAAUAUACAGGGUGACUCUUAUUGAUGUUUAAAAUACAUGUUUUAUUAAUUUUAGUUUGUAUUAAUGUAUAUAAUAACAUACACCAUUAUCAUUCUAUUUUCUAUUAGCUUAUUACUUUAAUCACUAAUAUAAUUUAAAUCACACAUGACUGAUAAUAACGUGGCUACGUACUACGUAUUUCCACCACAUUAUAAAUUAAACUAUUAUUUCAUUAGGUUCACUAAUAUAAAACAACUCUCAUAAGAACGCAGAUUAUUGUGUUUAGUCUGAUUUAAAUUGGUCCAGUAGACGUAAGGUGACUUUUUGAAAAUAUUUGUGCGCUGUCCAUUUUACUAUACCUUUCCAAAUAAAUACUACUGAUAUCUAGGCCUCGAGAUUUUCCUAGCAUAAGAACACAAAACACAACGCUUGUGACUUUCUUCUGAUAUUUUUGUUUUUCUAAGCGUUAACAUUAAUUGACGAUUGUACUAGAAAAAUCUCAAGGUCUACUGACGUCGCAUACGAUUUGUGAUACAUUGCGGCAUUUGGUCGAUGGAUUGAAUACUUCGCUCCUAACUACGACGGCAAUUUAUCAACAAUCGCAUGCCAUUCGUUGCAUGGUUUGUAGAAGCCUUCUUCAGAAGUUCAUAACACAGUUACCUUUUAUAAUAUUAAAACAGACGCUAUAGUUUUCUGUGUUAUGCAAGAAUAACGAUUUUUUAACGCACGCGAGAUGGUCACAAGACACAUUUUUUAAUUAGUGAUCUACAUAGAAAUAAAUAUUGCUUUUUAAAGUACCUAAGUCUUAAGCAGCUCAAUUUUCAUAAAUGGCAUUACUAAUUAUUGUAUCAUUCGUAGUUUUCUCCAAAUCCGUAAUUUCAAGACUUGACAAUAAGUAUUCUUAAUCUGUUAUUCCUAUUCUGUGUCUAGUCAAAAUUAGAAACUAUGUACUUGAUUUGUAUAGAAGGCAGAUUUUUUGUGGAUAGCGCAUCAUAGUUUGUUACAUCAAUGCAGAUACAUUCCUUACUUGGGUAAUUGGUAUUACUUGUAUAAAUAUUAGUAUAUUUUAGAUGAUCUAUUCUAAAAACUAUCAACGAAAUCAAUGUCAUCAAUUACGUAUUUUCUAUUAUUACCUAAUUAUUGUAUGUUUUUGCAUAUACCUAUCCAAAACGUAUCCUUGGUCGAGGUAUUAACAUUCCAAUCCAUACUUAUAUUAUAAACUAGCUUUAGCCCACGGCUUCGCUCGCGUUAGAAAGAGACAAAAAGUAGCCUAUGUCACUCCAUCAC
Molecule: messenger RNA, 3287 nt
Organism: Leguminivora glycinivorella
Lineage: Eukaryota; Metazoa; Arthropoda; Insecta; Lepidoptera; Tortricidae
Gene: ICA69
Product: islet cell autoantigen 1
Exons: 4
Coding region: 99-1376 (425 amino acids)
Biological process (GO): regulation of transport
Cellular component (GO): Golgi apparatus
Molecular function (GO): protein domain specific binding
Source: RefSeq, a predicted model, not a curated record